CAAGAGAAUCUCAAUCAACCUGCCUCCUCGCAUUUACUGAGUAGACGGAAUUCCAAACCUGCCAAGAAUCAAGUGGCCCAAGCUUCGGAUUUUGGCAUCAGGUCUGAACCUUUCCCAGCAGUCGCCAUCGCGACGCGCAGCCCAUCUUUAACGUCCUUCUCCACGCCCGCCCCAACCACUCCUCCGUCCCUCCUCGGCACUGGUACCCAUUGUUUUAUUAAUUUCCUCACGAGCUACGCGCGGCUUUCAUCAUGGCGGACGGCAAGGAGAACAAGCUCGCGCAAUUCAAAUAUGCAGCGAUGUCGAACCUGGUUCUCCAGGCCGACAGACGCUUCGUCACGCGCCGGGGAGACGAACAGACAGGUGAUCCAGAGUCGCUUGCAGGCCGUAUCAAUAUACGAGACAUGGGAUCGCGGACCGCGCGGGACACAGCCCCGGUACAAAGGAGGAAGCCCAAGGGCCCUCUCGACAUCGAACGAGGCAGCAUACACGAAGGUGGCGAGGUGCUGGAGCGCGAACAGCGCAAGAGGAAGCGAGGAGACGGCGCUGGGCUCGCUGGAGCGAGCAGGAUAGCUCAGCAAGAUCUGCUCGUGGAAGAUCUUCGAUACAGGCCGCGGACCAGAGCGACAGAGGCCACGUUUGACCUCAUACAGACUAUCGUUGGCCGGCAUCUUGGGGAUGUGCCUACUCACGUGACGAGAAGCGCUGCUGACGCAGUGCUUGAGUAUCUGAAAGACGAUACGCUAAAGGACUUGGACAAGAAGAAGGAGAUUGACGACAUUCUGGGCACGACGAUGGGCUCCAAAGAGUUUAACGAGUUGGUGAACCUGGGAAAGAAAAUCACGGACUACGAUGCGCAAGAUGAGGAUGAAGAGAUGGCUGAAGCUGCGGAGGGCGCCGAGGCCGCAGUUGAUGAGACCCAAGGCGUGGCCGUCGUCUUCGAUGAUGAGGACGAGGAUGAGGAAGCUGGUCAAACCUUCGAAGUGCGGGAUGAAGAUACCACGGAUGAAGAGGAGGAUGAAGAGGAGACUGCCGAGGGAGCUGAAGCGGACAAGGCACCUAAAGAAGAGGACGGCGUGGUCGCCGAUGGGGAAGAAAUAAUCAUUCAAGGAGACUCGGCGGUGACUAGAGGUCCGCGGGCAGGCGGCGAUCAGCUCGUUCCAGUACACGAGAUUGACGCCUAUUGGUUACAGCGGCAGGUUGGUCAGGUAUACGAGGAUGCGCACACACAGCAGGAAAAGACGCAAGCUGCUCUGAAUAUCCUGUCAGGAGUUGAUGAGGAUGGUGAAGAGAAACCCUUACGCGACAUUGAGAAUGACCUUAUGGAGCUCUUUGAUUAUGAGCACCAUGAACUCGUCGCUAAACUCGUGCUAAACCGGGAAAGGGUCGUCUGGGUCACGAGAUGGAGACGCGCUGCAGAUGAUAACGACGAGCGGGUAGCCGUUGAGAGGGAAAUGAAGGCUGCAGGGCAACAGCAGAUUCUGCAGGAGCUUCAUGCACGAGAAACUGGAAUCAAGGCUACCGAACCCGCCGGCCCUAGGAAGAUGAAGAUUGACCUUAUGGAUAUCGACCUUCCCUCUGAGCCGAAAGACAUCGCUAUGGCGGAGGGUACCAAGCGUGAGGGGCUGAUCGGAGGUUUACAGCCGUCCGGCAGGAUCAUCAACUUGGAGAACCUCGUCUUCGAACAAGGCAACCAUUUGAUGACCAACCCGAGCGUCAAAUUGCCUCAGGGCUCGACUCGACGCCAGUUCAAAGGUUAUGAAGAGAUUCAUGUACCCGCACCGAAAGCCAGACGCGACCCCAACGAACCUCCUAACAUGCCCACCACGGAAUUACCUGACUGGGCCAGGGAGGGAUUUGGCAAGUCGAAAGAACUCAAUCGCAUUCAGACCAAAUGCUUCCCGACCGCAUUCCACGAUGACGGCAAUAUGUUGAUCUGUGCGCCAACUGGUUCAGGGAAAACCAACGUUGCAAUGCUGGCCAUGCUGCGUGAGAUAGGCAAGCACAGGAAUCCACAGACCGGUGAGAUUGCUCUGGACGAUUUCAAGAUCAUUUUUAUUGCGCCGCUCAAAGCCCUGGUCCAGGAGCAGGUUGGGAACUUCGGAAAGCGGUUGCAACCAUAUGGCAUCAAAGUCGCUGAGCUAACUGGUGAUCGUCAACUCACCAAGCAGCAAAUUGCCGAAACACAGAUUAUAGUGACGACUCCGGAGAAGUACGAUGUUAUUACUCGCAAAGCAACCGACACAAGCUAUAUCAACCUGGUGCGUCUUAUCUGCAUCGACGAGAUCCAUCUGCUUCACGAUGAUCGGGGUCCUGUCAUCGAGAGCAUUGUCAGUCGCACAAUUCGGCGAAGCGAGCAAACCGGUGACCACGUUCGUUUGGUAGGCCUCAGCGCUACACUGCCCAACUAUCGCGAUGUCGCCAGUUUCCUUCGUGUCGACACCGAGAAAGGCCUGUUUCACUUCGAUGCUACCUAUAGGCCGUGCCCGUUGAAGCAAGAGUUCAUCGGUGUCACGGAUAAGAAGGCCAUCAAGCAACUUAAAACCAUGAACGACGUAUGCUACACCAAGGUGCUAGAGCAGGUAGGCCAGAACCGCAACCAGAUGCUGAUCUUCGUCCACUCGAGGAAAGAGACUGCGAAGACUGCAAAAUACAUACGCGACAAGGCCAUGGAAAUGGAGACAAUCGGCCAGCUCCUCCGUUCAGAUGCAGCAAGCAGAGAGAUCCUAAGAGAAGAAUCCGAAAACGUCCAAAACGCAGAUCUGAAAGAUCUCAUGCCCUACGGUUUCGGCAUACACCAUGCAGGAAUGUCCCGGGCCGAUCGUACCUCCGUUGAGGAUUUGUUCGCUGACGGCGCAAUCCAAGUUCUUGUCUGCACAGCUACGCUUGCUUGGGGUGUCAACCUUCCGGCGCACACUGUCAUCAUCAAAGGUACCCAGGUAUACUCACCUGAGAAGGGUAGCUGGGUCGAGUUGAGUCCACAGGACGUUCUGCAAAUGCUGGGUCGUGCUGGCAGACCUCAAUACGAUACUUAUGGUGAGGGUAUUAUCAUCACCACUCAAACCGAGAUGCAAUACUAUCUGUCGUUGCUCAACCAGCAGCUGCCUAUCGAGUCUCAAUUCAUGAGCCGCCUCGCGGACAAUCUCAAUGCAGAGGUUGUACUAGGCAAUGUACGAACGCGCGACGAGGGCGUUGACUGGCUUGGCUAUACCUAUCUGUUCGUUCGGAUGCUUCGCUCUCCCGGUCUAUACAGUGUUGGCGCGGACUAUGAGGAUGACGAAGCUCUGGAGCAGAAGCGAGUCGACCUCAUCCAUGCAGCCGCGCAUGUGCUUGAGCGAUGCAAUCUCAUCAAGUACGACAGGAAGAGUGGGCAAAUGCAGCCGACUGAACUGGGACGUAUCGCUUCACACUACUACAUCACGCACAACUCAAUGUCCACUUACAACCAGCAUAUCCAACCUGGUAUCAGUGCCAUCGAGCUCUUCCGAAUAUUUGCCCUGAGUGAAGAGUUCAAGUACAUUCCCGUAAGACAGGACGAGAAGCUUGAGCUGGCUAAGCUCCUCCAGAAGGUUCCAAUUCCUGUUAAGGAAACGGUGGACGAGCCCCAAGCAAAGAUCAAUGUUCUGCUUCAAGCGUAUAUAUCCCGGCUCAAACUGGAAGGUCUCGCUCUCAUGGCGGAUCUGGUAUAUGUCACUCAAUCGGCAGGGCGGAUCCUGAGGGCUAUUUUCGAGAUUUGUCUGAAGAAGGGAUGGGCGCAAGUAGCCAAACUUGCUUUGGAUCUAUGCAAAAUGGCCGAGAAGAGGAUGUGGCCAACCAUGUCACCUCUGAGGCAGUUCCCAACGUGCCCACGAGAUAUCGUUCAGAAGGCUGAGCGCAUCGACGUGCCUUGGAGCGACUAUUUCGGUCUGGAUCCGCCUCAGAUGGGCGAGCUGCUUGGUAUACCGAAAGCCGGCAAGGUCGUCUGCCAGCUCGUCAACAAAUUUCCCCGGUUGGAACUCGAAGCGACCCCUCGACCUGUUACCCGGUCCAUGUUGCGGAUUGAGCUGACUAUCAGACCCAACUUUGAGUGGGAUGAUCAGCUUCAUGGUGCCUCCGAAGCUUUCUGGAUCCUGGUCGAGGAUUGUGAUGGCGAGCAGGUUCUGUUCCACGAUCAGUUCGUGCUCCGUCGUGAUUAUGCAACUGGGGAAAUGAAUGAGCAUCUCCUCGAGGUCACCGUACCUAUCGAUGACCCCAUGCCUCCUAACUAUUUCGUCACGGCCCUUUCCGACCGGUGGAUGGGUUCCGAGACAAAGCUGGCCCUUUCCUUCCAGAAGCUCAUUCUUCCGGCUAAGUUUCCUCCGCAUACCCCCGUCUUGGAUCUACAGCCUCUGCCUAUUUCAGCGCUUAAGAGACGCGAGUACCAGGAAUUGUAUGCAGACGUAGGUCGAUUCAACAAGGUUCAGACGCAGGUUUUCAAUUCCCUAUACACCACCGACGACAACGUCUUCAUUGGUGCAUCCGCCGGCGUGGGAAAGACCUACUGCGCCGAAUUCGCCAUUUUGCGACACUGGGCUUCCAACAAGGAGGGGCGAAUUGUAUACCUCGCUCCGUUCCAAGAGCUUGUGGAUAACCAGUACAAGAACUGGACCGCUCGCUUAUCCAAACUUGGUGGCGGUAAGGAUGUAGUUAAACUUACCGGAGAAACGACAGCAGACCUGCGCUUGCUCGAAAGGGGGGAUCUGAUACUCGCGACGCCGACACAGUGGGACGUCCUAUCCAGGCAGUGGCAGCGGCGAAAGAACGUGCAGACCGUCGCACUGCUGAUCGCCGAUGACCUCCACAUGUUGGGUGGCUCUGGCGGGCAUAUUUAUGAAGUCGUGGUGUCCCGGAUGCAUGCCAUGGCAGCUCAGAUCGAAUCAUCUCUCCGCCUGGUCGGUCUGAGUGUACCUCUUGCAAACGCCCGAGAUGUUGGCGAAUGGAUCGGUGCGAGCAAGCACACCAUAUUCAACUUCAGCCCUGGCAUCCGUGCGGUUCCUCUCGAGUUGAAGAUUCAAUCAUUCACCAUUCCCCAUUUCCCGUCGUUGAUGCUCGCGAUGGCAAAACCAACGUACAAAGCCAUCACACAGCUUUCUCCAGAUAAACCAGCCAUGGUCUUCGUGCCCAGCCGAAAGCAGGCGCGGACAUCAGCGGUGGAUUUGUUUGCCGCUGCUGUUGCGGACGACGAUGAGCAGAGAUUUCUUCAUGCGACGUUGGAAGAGCUGGAACCCAUAUUGAGUCGGGUUAACGAAUCUGCGCUCGCAGAGUCAUUGUCGCAUGGCAUCGGCUAUUUUCAUGAAGCCCUGAGUCCUUUCGAUAAGCGGAUAGUCCAAGAGCUCUUUAGACGUGGCGCCAUCCAGGUGAUGAUCGUCUCACGAGACUCAUGUUGGGAAGUCGACAAUAGCGCUCAUCUCGUCGUAGUGAUGGGGACACAGUUCUACGAAGGCCGCGAACACCGCUAUGUCGAUUAUCCCAUUAGCGAAGUACUCCAAAUGUUCGGUAAAGCUGGCCGGGUCAGAGAGGACAAAGUUUCCAGGGGUGUUCUCAUGGUCCCUGCCGUGAAGCGAGACUACUAUAAGAAAUUCUUGAACGAAGCUCUACCAAUCGAGAGCUAUCUUCAUGACUUCUUACAUGAUGCCUUCGUGGCCGAAAUCAGCGCGAAGACGAUCGAAACCACGCAGGAGGCGGUAGAUUGGUCGACCUACACUUACUUCUAUCGCCGUCUCCUUGCAAAUCCCAGCUACUACAACCUUCACGACCCCUCCCACGAGGGCCUCAGCGCUCAUCUGUCCGAAUUGGUUGAGCACACGUUGAAGGAUCUUACCGACGCCAAUCUCAUCGAGCAUGAUGAAGAGGAGGACACGAUAACGCCGCUCAACCCAUGCAUGAUUGCGGCAUAUUACAACAUCUCCUUUAUAACGAUGCAAACGCUCAUGAUGUCGUUGAAUGAGAAGACGGGUAUCAAGGGGAUGCUGGAGAUUGUGACUGCUGCAACCGAGUUUGAAGACAUACAAAUCCGUCGCCAUGAGGAUCAUAUCUUGAGCAGGAUCUACGAACGGAUCCCGUACAAGAUGCAAGAGCCCAACUUUGAGACGCCGCAUUUCAAGGCCUUUGUGCUUCUCCAAGCCCAUUUCUCACGCAUGCAGCUACCGGUCGAUCUUGCCAAAGACCAGGAGUUCGUCCUUCAGCGAGUGCUCAAUAUCCUCAGCGCUAGCGUGGACGUUCUCUCCUCUGAAGGUCACCUGAACGCAAUGAAUGCCAUGGAAAUCUCUCAAAUGGUCGUGCAGGCGAUGUGGCAGAAGGAUUCGCCGCUGAAGCAGAUCCCGCACUUUGACGACGACACGGUAAAGGCAGCCAAGAGGUUUGGGAUUACGGAUAUUUUCGAGUUCAUGGACGCCAUGGACCCAGAGGAGAACAAGGACUACAAGAAGCUGAUUGAAGCACUCAACCUAGACAAUAAGCAGCUGAGCGACGCCGCGACCUUCACCAACGAGUAUUACCCCAAUGUCGAGGUCAACUUCGAGGUCCUGGAGCCCGACGAGGUCAUGGCAAACUCGCCGUCUUACCUGUCCGUCACGGUGACGCGAGAGCUGGACGAAGAUGACGAGCCCAAGACAGAGGUCCAUGCACCCUUCUAUCCAGCGAGUAAGACGGAAAACUUCUGGCUUGUGGUUGGCGACCAGAAUGCGAGAAUGCUGUUGGCUAUCAAGAAGGUCACGGUUGGUCGACAGUUGAAUACCAAGUUGGAGUUUACGGUGCCCGAACCGGGCAAGCACGAGUUGACGCUCUUCUUGGUGAGCGAUAGUUAUCUGGGGAUCGAUCAGGCGCCGACGUUUGAGGUGCAGGCCGCCGAGGGCAUGGACGAGGACGAGGAUGAGGAUGAGGAGCAGGAGGAGGAUGGGAAGGAAUAGUGGUGUUUGCGUUUGUGUAUAUUAGACAUAUCGUUGGCGAUCACGUAGAACUUUUCAGCGUCCGUACUAGAAUGCGUGGCGUCUUGGAGUUGGGAGAUUGGCUUUGUGGUAAAGACUGGAAUCUUUUUGCGAACGACCUUGUAGGAGGAAAUACAGGCGUCCUGUAAGAGAGUAUAGCGCUUCAAAUCUCAAUGGAAAUUAUGGUUCUUCCCU
Messenger RNA from Westerdykella ornata, 7139 nucleotides. Its product is annotated as Sec63-domain-containing protein. Lineage: Eukaryota; Fungi; Ascomycota; Dothideomycetes; Pleosporales; Sporormiaceae. Gene Ontology annotation, cellular component: nucleus. Gene Ontology annotation, molecular function: nucleic acid binding; ATP binding. The transcript has a single exon. Bases 252 to 6926 code for a protein of 2224 amino acids. The record is from RefSeq and is a predicted model, not a curated record.